AGAAGACUGAGAUGAAUCAAAUCUGACAAUGAAUGAGGUCAUUAAAUGGACGACAAAGGUGAUGAAACUAAACUGAACAUUAAACCAAGAGGAAUCAGACACUGUAUUCAGUAAAAAAUCCUGCAAAUGUCUGACAUGUAAAGACAUUACUCAUUCAUCAGAUGAUUCAUUGACAGACAUCAGAUGAGAGGAGAUGCAUCCAGGACCAGACAAAUUAUUAUUAUUAUUGUUAUUAUUAUUAUUAUUAUAACCAUGGACAGAUUCAAGUUGACUCAAACUAAGGACAUGAGGGGCAGACAAGACGUGUCCUGGAGACAACCUGGUCCAGUUCCAGGUCUAGGUCUAGGAUGAGGAGGUGAAUGUCUCCAUCGUCUGGUUAUGACUCCACAGUGAGGUAAACCCAAAAUUAACAGCAGCAGGAACUUCUGAGAUAGAUGUCACUGAGCUGAUGAUGGUUUCAUUGGACUGUGUGUGAGGACACACUCUCUGGAAUAUUUGUUCUUGUGACUCCACCUUCUGGGGGGGGCACUGUCUGCUGAGCCUGGAAAACGAAUGAGAAGCUGAGAUGGAAAGAGACUCUACGACACUGGCUUUGAAUCCCAGCAGCUCCGAGGCACUGGCGAGGCAGCGAUGGAGGGGGUGGGGGUUGGACAUGCACCGCCUGCAGAUAGAAAACGACAACCCCAGACCCACAUAGACCAGACCUGCGUAGACCAGACUGGAACAGACUCUGGUCUAGAUCCACCACCAGCACUGGGACAUUACUCAUCAUUUACUUUUCUUCUUCUCUUUUUCUUUUUCAGGAUUAUUUGAAUUUUUAUAACAUGACAAACUUUUCCAUAUUCUCACAGCCUUCCAGAACUGUAGAGGAGCUGAUUUUCCUCAGGUUUCUUAAGAAAACACUUGGACAAGCCGACAGUUUUUGGAAUGAUCAUCAAAGACAUGUUGCAUAACUCUGGUGUAUCUGAAUAGGUUCAGAUAAAAACAGAUGAUCUACAUCCACAGCAUUUGAGUCAUAAAUGGAUGUGAUGGUUCUUCAAAGAACAUCUGAGGAUGAGGACAUGGAUGCUCAUGUAAAACAUCACCUCAGCCUGGAGCAAAAACAUCUGUCAUUUAAACCAGGAAAUCAGAUACAACGGAUACAAAUAGAACAGAGGUGUUUGUUACCUGCGGAUGCCACCCCCACCCCCUGGAGCAGCUUCACCAGGUGACCUCACCUGUUUCAACCAGAAAAACCUCAGUGUGUGAAUCUAGACCAGAUCCAGGGUCAGUUUUGUCACAUGAUUUUCACUUUAUUCUACUGAUUUUUAUUCCUUUCCGGUCGAUGUAAAAGACAUUUUAAGCUGGUUUUAAUCACCUAAAUAUCUUAAUUCUUUUAAUUUUGUAGAGAAACUGUUCACAUUAGGCUUAAAGAGGCUUAAAUACUGAAUAACAACCGCUGAAUAUUUAUUUUUGAUGUUAUUUCUCAGUUUACUUUUAUAUCUUGACAUAAGAUGUUAAACUGAAAGUAUACUAUUCAUCUACAGAGCUAACAACUUUACAUUAGCUUCCUUUAAUAUAGACAUUUAUUUAAGAUAUUGUAUUAGGUUACCUUUCCCUGUGGCUAAUAUUAUGUUAGCUUAUUUUUUGCUGUUGAUGUUACUACAUUUAGCUUACCUUUUAUCCUUCUAGCCCUAGAUGUGAAAUUUGUGCGUCACUAGAAUUAUGUUGCAUUUCCUUUUGAAUACAAAUAUAAUUUUAUAAUGCUUUUAAUGCUUUUAUAAUAUAAUUUUAUAAUGCCUUGUCAAUGUACCUGACAUGUCCAUUGUGACCGAUAGAGUUACAUUAGCUUAUGUUUUAAUGCCACAGUAUUUGAUAGAACUAUGUUAACUUACUUUUUAAUUCCUAUGUGGCUACUACAUUAGCUUACCUUUUACAUGCACUGCACUCGACAAGUUAACUUAGGUUUUAUAUCCACCGUUACUUACAAUGCUACUUUAGCUUUCUUUUAAAUGCUAAACUGUUUGAUCAUGCAGUGUUAGCUUAGCUUUAUAUCCAUGGUGGCUCAUAAUGUCAGAUGGCUUUGUGUUCAUCAGGCUGUUGUAGCUUCUACCUUUGCUUUUUGGCUCCUUCUGGUCUGAUUUUAACUGAAAUCUAAUUAAAUUUUGGUCCAUUCCUUCUAAGAACCUGUGAGUUUAGAUAAUGCCACUGAGUUGCAGAAUUUCUCAGAGAAGAUCUGGACCAAAGCUGGACCACGUGGACUCAUCAUGUGAUUGAAGUUGAUAUAACUUGUUAAAACGUUCUUGUCUCUGACCUGGUGAUGGUGCCUCCAACAUCAACAACCGCCAACAAACCCCACAUCUGCCUCCUUUCUGUCCUGAUCAUGACCAGUCUGGCGCUGAUGGACGCCUACCUCGUGGAGCAGAACCCUGGUCCCAGGAGGCUCAGCGUCUGCAUCACCGUUUUGGCGGGAGAUGCUUGCUUCCUUGUCGUGCUCCGUUAUGUGGGUGUCUGGGUGGGGUUGGAGGUGCACACGGCCCGCCGAGGCUAUGCCAUGAUCCUCUGGUUCUUCUACAUCUUCAUCCUGGAGAUUAAAGUCUACUUUGUGUAUCAGAACUAUAAAUCUGAGAACGAGUCGGCUGGUGUAAACAGGAGGGUGCUGACGCUGCUGCUGUCGGUGUUUACACCCAUUGUGUUCCUGACACUGGCCGCUGUUGACCAUCUGGAGUAUCUACGACCGUACAAGAAGAGAGAGGAGAUUCGGAGCCGACUGUUCUGGGUGGUGGUGGACCUGCUGGAUGUUCUGGACGUCCAGGCCAACCUGUGGGAGCUGCAGAGAGAUGGGCGCCCCCUGUGGGUAGAGGGGCUGACCUUCUUCUACUGCUACAUCCUGCUGCUGGUGCUGCCAUGUGUUUCCCUGAGUGAGAUCAGCCUGCAGGGCGUCAACAUCGUCCCACAUAAGAUGAUGCUGUACCCCCUGGUCAGCCUGGCCUCCAUCAACAUCACCACGCUGCUGAUCCGGGGGGGGAACCUACUCAUAUUCCACGACCUGCGAGUGUCGGGGGUCAUGAUGGCCAAGAACAUCAUCGCUAUUGUUGUAAAGAGCUGCAGUUUGGUUCAGUACAGGAAGCACCAGCCAGAGACUCCUCCCCCAGGGAAGGAUGAGGAGCAGAAGAAAGAUGCCCCAACCACCGUCGCUGCCGUCCAGACAGUGCUGGUGCCCAGAGUGGUGAUUGAAGACUUCACCUCCAUACCAGAGGAGGAGGAGGAGGAGGAGGAGCAGGAGGAGGAGAAGGAGGAGGAGGAGGAGGAGGAGGAGGAGGAGGAGGAGGAGGACAGUCGGGAGAACCAACAAUGA
Sphaeramia orbicularis (orbiculate cardinalfish) is the source of this 3337-nucleotide messenger RNA. RefSeq names its product transmembrane protein 121-like. The transcript has a single exon. Bases 2300 to 3337 code for a protein of 345 amino acids. The record is from RefSeq and is a predicted model, not a curated record. NCBI's taxonomy places the organism in Eukaryota, Metazoa, Chordata, Actinopteri, Kurtiformes, Apogonidae.